Molecule: messenger RNA, 1713 nt
Organism: Manihot esculenta (cassava)
Lineage: Eukaryota; Viridiplantae; Streptophyta; Magnoliopsida; Malpighiales; Euphorbiaceae
Product: probable hexosyltransferase MUCI70
Exons: 4
Coding region: 51-1415 (454 amino acids)
Source: RefSeq, a predicted model, not a curated record
UGUUCAAAGAAACAGUGAUCAACGGUGAGGAAAUCCAUGGAAAAGAGUUCAUGGGGAGCACCAAAUUGUGCACACCUCUCAUCUUCCGAUCAAUGCUCCUCUGUUUCUCUCUGUUAUACCUCUUCUCUACUCUGUUCUUAGCUUUCUACGUCUCUCUCCACCCUGCCAAAUGCCUCUUCAGACCCUCGCAUUUCGAUCCCAUCCAGGUUCCUGUCUUCUCUUACCCCGCUAACUAUGGAGAACACAAGUAUACAAUCCCUACCAAUCGCAAUUAUUGCUCCUCCCCUGUUUAUUUCUCUGAUUAUUGGAUUGCAUUGGAGGAGAUCCAAGAUUUAUGUCGAAAUUCAUCUGUAGAUUCACAGGGCUUAAGGUAUAUGAAAGAAAACAGUGAGAGCUUCGGCGGGAAUUUCAGUACCCAGAAGAGGAGGUCGUAUUUUCAACAUUUAAAUGAUAAUGUAGAGAUUCCUUGUGGGUUCUUUAAGAAGUUUCCAGUCAGUAAUUCUGAUCGAAUGGCAAUGGAGAGCUGCAAGGGAGUAGUUGUAGUCUCAGCAAUCUUCAACGACCAUGACAAAAUCCGGCAACCCAAAAACCUUGGAUCGAAAACACUAGAAAACGUGUGUUUCUUUAUGAUCGUGGAUGAAACAACCCUACAAGGACUAAGGCAUCACCAGCUAAUAUCAGGAAAAUCCUUCCAAUAUAGUGUAGGUGUGUGGAGAAUUCUUAAGGUUUCAAGCACUUAUUUAUACGAGAAUCCAGCCAUGAAUGGAGUAAUACCUAAAUACUUAGUUCACAGACUAUUUCCAAACUCGAAAUUUAGCAUUUGGAUAGAUGCUAAGCUACAACUAAUGGUGGAUCCAUUAUUAUUGAUCCAUGCAUUAGUUGUAUCAAAGAAAGUGGACAUGGCGAUUUCGAGACAUCCAUACUUUAUGCAUACAAUGGAAGAAGCAAUGGCGACUGCAAGGUGGCGGAAAUGGUGGGAUAUUGAUGGGUUGAGGAUACAAAUGGAGACAUAUUGCGAGAAUGGAUUGAAGCCAUGGACACCCAAUAAACUCACUUAUCCCUCAGAUGUGCCAGAUAGUGCAUUGAUCUUAAGGAAGCAUGGACAGAACAGCAACCUAUUCUCUUGCCUGAUGUUCAACGAGCUGGAAGCUUUUAAUCCAAGAGAUCAAUUGGCUUUUGCAUACGUUAGGGAUCAAAUAAGCCCGAAGCUAAGAUUAAACAUGUUUGAGGUAGAGGUUUUUGAGCAGGUAGUUUCAGAGUACAGACACAACCUUAAAAAAGAAAGGGCCAGUGUCAGUGAAAGAUCAAAGCCAAGAAAGGCGAAAAGGGUUAGCCAAGAUAAGUUUGUUAAUAACAGUUGCUGUAGCAAGGGCCAGAAUUAUCUGUUUCAAAUGUGGGGGGAAUCCCAUAAUUGAUUCUGUCUCUAGAAAACUUGUAAUGCAGUCUUAGCACAGAAAGAGAAGAACUGAGGAAAUUGAAAAGAAAAAGGGAAAAGCAAACUAACCGACAGAAUUUUACAGGGAAAAGCUGACAGAAUAAUAGAUCUUUAUUAAUAUUAGGAUUAUAAAUACAAGUCUUUCCUGAAACAAAAAUUUGAUCAUUUCCUGAUUGCUUGAUUUGGUAGUUUUUUGAAAUUUCAUAUAUAUUAUGCUCUUAUUCACACUUAACACCCAAUUCUCAACUAUUUUAAUGUGAAAAUUUGGAUUUGGGAAU